Candoia aspera is the source of this 2523-nucleotide messenger RNA. It is a transcript of the gene SUPV3L1, whose product is annotated as Suv3 like RNA helicase. Bases 103 to 2481 code for a protein of 792 amino acids. Gene Ontology annotation, cellular component: mitochondrial degradosome. NCBI's taxonomy places the organism in Eukaryota, Metazoa, Chordata, Lepidosauria, Squamata, Candoiidae. The transcript has 15 exons. The record is from RefSeq and is a predicted model, not a curated record. Gene Ontology annotation, molecular function: hydrolase activity, acting on acid anhydrides; RNA helicase activity; ATP binding. Gene Ontology annotation, biological process: RNA catabolic process; mitochondrial RNA 3'-end processing.
UCAUUCAGGCGUUUCCAGAGACAGCUCCGGAACCUUGGGUCGCUCAGCAAUGACGCAAUAGCCGAGCGCAGCCUUGCAUGCGGCGUCCUGAGGGCUGCUUCGAUGUCUGUGACCGGCUGCGCGAGGUUGCUCUCCCGGCUCCCCCCCGGCCAGUUCCGCUGCGGAUGCCCUCUGGCUCUCCGGAGCCGGGGCGGCGGCCUGAGCCGGGCGUCCUCCGUCCCUGCCACUGCGAGAAUCGCUUUCUUCGCUUCCUCCAAUGGCGACGAGGACUCGGGCGUCAAAGGCCUGGACACGUCCUUGUUCGUGCCUCUUCCAGUGUCCCCGCAAACCUUCGGCCCGGAGGACGACGUGGGAGCCGAGCUGACGAGCCCUCUGAAUAAGAAUGAAGCAUUGAAAGCAUUGAAUAAAUUUUGCAAGAGGAGAGAAGUUCAGAAACUGGCAGCAGAAAAUGGACUAGAUGCUCGUCUUUUUCAUCAAGUAUUUAUAAGUUUUAGGAAGUACGUUAUAGAGUCCAGUUUUCUGGAUCCUGAUUUGCACAUUAUUCUCAGUGAUAUAUGCUGUGGUGCAGGCCAUGUUGAUGAUCUGUUUCCAUUUUUCUUGAAACAUGCUAAACAGAUCUUUCCUAUGCUGGAGUGUAUGGAUGAUCUGCGAAAAAUCAGUGAUUUAAGAUUACCUCCAAACUGGUAUCCAGAAGCCCGGGCUAUCCAAAGAAAAAUUGUGUUUCAUGCUGGUCCUACAAAUAGUGGGAAAACCUAUCAUGCAAUCCAGAAAUAUUUAAAAGCAAAAUCCGGAGUAUACUGUGGUCCUUUAAAGCUCCUGGCCCAUGAAAUCUUCCAAAAGAGUAAUGAUGCUAAUGUGCCAUGUGACCUGGUUACGGGGGAAGAACGAGUCUGUAUUGAUCCUGAAGGGAGAGCAGCUGCCCAUGUUGCUUGCACUAUUGAGAUGUGCAAUGUUAAUACACCCUAUGAGGUAGCUGUGAUUGAUGAAAUUCAGAUGAUUAAAGAUCCUUCUAGAGGCUGGGCCUGGACACGAGCACUUUUGGGACUUUGUGCAGAAGAAAUCCAUGUUUGUGGUGAAGAUGCUGCUAUUAACUUAGUGACUGAGCUCAUGUAUACUACAGGGGAAGAGGUUGAGGUGAAAAAGUACAAGAGGCUUACUCCCAUCAAGGUGCUGGAUAAGGCCCUUGAAUCUCUGGAUAACCUUCGCCCUGGAGACUGUAUUGUUUGUUUCAAUAAGAAUGAUAUUUAUUCAGUGAGUCGACAAAUUGAAUUCCGGGGCUUGGAAUGUGCAGUCAUCUACGGAAGUCUUCCACCUGGAACAAAACUUGCCCAGGCAAAGAAGUUUAAUGAUCCAGAUGAUCCGUGUAAAAUCAUGGUUGCUACAGAUGCAAUUGGGAUGGGGCUCAACCUGAGCAUAAAAAGGAUCAUUUUCAACUCCCUAAUAAAACCACAUAUCAAUGAGAAAGGAGAAAAGGAAAUUAACACAAUUACCACUUCUCAGGCGCUACAAAUUUCAGGCCGAGCUGGCCGAUUUAGUACGGUAUUUAAAGAAGGGGAAGUUACUACGAUGCAUCCGGAUGACCUCAUUUUGCUAAAGAAAAUUCUGAGUGAGCCGGUGGAUCCUAUAGAGGCUGCUGGCUUGCAUCCCACAGCUGAGCAGAUUGAGAUGUUUGCAUAUCACCUUCCAGGAGCCACGCUAUCAAAUCUGAUUGAUAUUUUUGUGAGCCUCUCUCAAGUUGAUGGACUCUACUUUGUCUGCAAUAUUGAUAACUUCAAAUUUUUAGCCAAAAUGAUUCAGCACAUUCCACUUCACCUGAGAGCGAGAUACGUGUUUUGUACGGCUCCCAUUAACCAAAAGGAGCCUUUUGUGUGCACCUCACUCUUAAAGUUUGCACGGCAGUUCAGUAGGAGCGAACCUGUGAUGUUUGAUUGGCUCUGCAGACAUAUUAACUGGCCUCUGGUCCCACCCAGGAACAUCAAGGACCUUGUACAUCUCGAAGCUGUUCAUGAUGUUCUGGAUCUCUAUCUCUGGCUGAGUUACCGGUUUAUGGACAUGUUCCCGGAUGCUGGUCAUGUGAGGGCCAUCCAGAAAAAACUGGAUGACAUCAUACAAAUUGGAGUGCUGAAUAUUACAAGACUGAUCCAAGCUUCCCAAGUCCCUUCUGAGACAAUGGAUGCUCCUGUUGGGAGCCUCAAAAUCAGUGAUCGGGUGCUGUAUGCAGAAAAGCCAGAGAUUUCCAUGAGCAAUGAGUUGGUCCAGGGGCUCCGAAGAGCAAGGGGACCUAAAGCCAAGAGCUUACAGUCUGCAGACACACAGCUGGGCCACAUGAAGGGUGCUCUGGCUGAAAGACUAAUACAGCAGGGGCUCCUCAGCAAGGAAGUGCUGAAACAGUUGGAGCAGGAAUGGCUAGCUCAGCAGGAUACUCAUCGGGAUGCCGGUGAAAACAGGAGCUCAACCAGACACAAAGAGAAAAAGAAAUGAAGUGAUACCUCUGCUUAAUUAAAAAAAAAGUAGUUUUGUAAA